GAGCGCGCUCCAGGCUGGGGCGACAUCUCCUCCGGUCCCCCAUCGCUCGCUGCUCCGCCGCCGCCUGCGCCCCGGUCCCCGCCGCCGCCGCCGACCAUGAAGCUGCUGGGACACAGAUUCGAGCUGCUGACAGGGCUCCUGCUUCACGACGUGACCAUGUCUGGGUUGCAGGAACUGCGGUUCCCAGAGGAGAAGCCGCUGCUCCCGGGCCUGGAAGUCGCCGAACUGGAGCCUGUGGACACUUUCCUCCUGCCUGAGGACACAGACUGGAAGGAACAUGACAUCGAGACGCCCUAUGGCCUCCUGCACGUGGUGAUCCGGGGCUCUCCCAAGGGGAACCGCCCGGCCAUCCUCACCUACCAUGACGUGGGCCUCAACCACAAGCUGUGCUUCAAUGCUUUCUUCAACUCCGAGGACAUGCAGGAGAUCACGAAGCACUUCGUGGUGUGCCAUGUGGAUGCCCCAGGCCAGCAGGUGGGGGCGUCCCAGUUCCCUCAGGGGUACCAGUUCCCCUCCAUGGAGCAGCUGGCCGCCAUGCUCCCCAGUGUGGUGCAGCACUUUGGGUUCAAGUAUGUGAUCGGCAUCGGUGUGGGAGCCGGGGCUUAUGUGCUGGCCCAGUUUGCGCUUAUCUUCCCAGACCUGGUGGAGGGGCUGGUGCUGAUGAACAUUGACCCGAAUGGCAAAGGCUGGAUCGACUGGGCAGCUACCAAGCUCUCUGGACUGACUAGUGCGCUCCCUGACACGGUGCUCUCCCACCUGUUCAGCCAGGAGGAGCUGGUAAACAACACGGAGCUGGUGCAGAGCUACCGGCAGCAGAUCAGCAAUGUGGUGAACCAGGCAAAUCUGCAGCUCUUCUGGAACAUGUACAACAGUCGCAGAGACCUGGACAUCAACCGGCCUGGAACGGUGCCCAACGCCAAGACGCUGCGCUGCCCUGUGAUGUUGGUGGUUGGUGAUAACGCCCCUGCAGAAGAUGGAGUGGUCGACUGCAACUCUAAACUGGAUCCCACCACCACGACCUUCCUGAAGAUGGCAGAUUCCGGGGGACUUCCCCAGGUCACCCAGCCCGGCAAGCUGACAGAGGCCUUCAAGUACUUCCUGCAAGGCAUGGGCUACAUUGCGCAUUUGAAGGACCGGAGGCUGAGUGGAGGAGCAGUGCCCUCUGCCAGCAUGACCCGGCUGGCACGCUCCCGCACCGCAUCCCUCACCAGCGCCGGCUCUGCAGAAGGCCGCCCGCAGCCCUGCACCCUCUCGGAGAGCAGCGAGGGCCUGGGCCAGGUCAACCACACCAUGGAGGUAUCCUGCUGAGGCCUAGGCCCCACACAGGCAUCCACUGCCUGCUGCACCCACGUCCCCUCGCCAUCCUUGCGCCCGCUCAUUUUUCCUUUAGUUUAUUUUUGUGAGGGCAAAGGGGAAGAAAUGGGGUUACUUCUUUUUCUAAAAAAAAAAAACCAAAAAACAAAAUCUAAACUAAAAGCACCAACAACAGCGAGGGGCUCCAUCUUAGACCUGCAGACAGUCUCCAGCUCCCCAGCCCCCAUUGUUUUUGUGGCUGUGAUCUCUCUCUGCAGACGUCCUAAUGGCCCUGGCACAAAUAGUCGGGGGUCCCAGGAAGGGCAAGAGGAUCACUAAAUAGUGGGAGUUUUCUCUGUUUGGGAUUCAGACUCAGAAGCUUGAUCAGAACCAGAGCAGCAUGAUCCUUGGGUGGGGCAGUAGCCUGAAGAUGGAAUGUGGGGUUUUGAGGUAGCUGCUGGGCCCACAAAAUCAGGGUGCCUAGAUCAGACAGAGGCUGAAGAGGUAGGAAAGAACAGCAGGAGGCAUAGGGAGUUAUGCCCAAACCCCUGCCCACCAGCACAGCUGAAUUAUGGCAGUCAAGAGCUGUGGCCACGUGGGGAGCUCUGACAUGUGUCCUAAGACUGGGGUGGUGGUUGAUGCUGCAAGGACAAACAGGCAGGGAACUGCCCAAGGCAGACAGAAUAUGGAGGUGGGUCCCUACAAGCCAACCCCUUCCUUCUCACCACCUAUUGGCCCUGGGACAGCAGGUACAAGAAAACAGGUUGCCUUUAGGGAGCCCGUAAGAUGGUGCUGAGUUCCUAGUGGCCCCUUUUGCCAGGCUUCAUGGAGGAGAACUCCAUAGAGAAGAAACUGGCCCAGGCCACCUGGCAGAAACAGGGCAGUUCUAGGGGGAGUUUGGUGUAAACUGUGCAAAUGCAUCACUCAGGAGAGCUCAUUGGAAUUAACUGGGCUGAGGCACUGAGGUGGGAGACUCGGGUCGUGAGCUUCUGGGAUUAGGAGGGGAUGGUUCCUAGAGAGACAGAGGGCUAGGCAGAUGAGAAAAGUUCCCCCAGCCCCCCAGCCCCCCAGCCCUCUCCUGCCCAGGAUGAUGCCAAAUGCUUCCUGUCCAUCCCAUCCCUCAUCAGGUAAAAUCUCCUGGCCCAAAAACUAGAAGCCAUUUUGUCUCGGAGCCAAAAUUGGUUGCUGCAAAGUCUAAAUCUAAAAUAAGUACAAAGGGGUGUCUGCAGGGCUCUGAUGGGUCGGGGUGGCAGUGGUCACCUCACCCGAUUUUCUCUGCACACAUCACCCCUUCAGUAAUCUAAGCCAUGACUAGUCCGCUCUGGAGCCCAGUGAUGGUCCCGUCCCCAGUUCUAGUCACUCACGUGCUUCCUCUGAAUAUUGAAUGUGUCUGUGGGAAAAGCUGGUAGAAAUUAAUCCCUCUUACUGUAGAUAACGCUGCCAGUGUUUUUCUUUCUUUUUGUGUUCUUUGAUGAGAUUACUAUACAUAUCUAUACAGUAUAUAUAUAUGUGUGUGUGUGUAUUGGGUCCUCCUGAGCGUGGUUUUCCAUCGGAGGGCAUCUCCCAUCAGAGUGAACUUUUAUGGAGUUUAUUAUUUUCCUCUCUGUACAAAGUGAAAGCCUAAUUUUGUGUAUUCUUGUGGCUGAUGUCAUGAGACUUUGAGAUGACAAUAUGUAAAACCAAUAAAAGCCCUUAUCAAUGUAGAAAGUUAACUUCGCUGAAAAGCUAAUAAAAAUUAAGAAC
Molecule: messenger RNA, 3036 nt
Organism: Suncus etruscus (white-toothed pygmy shrew)
Lineage: Eukaryota; Metazoa; Chordata; Mammalia; Eulipotyphla; Soricidae
Gene: NDRG4
Product: NDRG family member 4
Exons: 17
Coding region: 97-1308 (403 amino acids)
Biological process (GO): signal transduction; brain development; positive regulation of ERK1 and ERK2 cascade
Cellular component (GO): cytoplasm
Source: RefSeq, a predicted model, not a curated record